CCCGGCCAGACCAGCAUCCCUGGAUGCCCAGCUCCCUCUUCCCCUGGCACCAGUUGCACGAGGACAGCCCCAGAUGGCUCCCUGGCCUGGGGACAAAGGCCACACUGUGCCCGGCCUGGGGCUGGCCUCAGGCUGGGUCACACUGAGCCAUUCUGUCCCCAGAUGGGGGUGAGGGGCAGACAGCAACAAGGUGACAGGCCUUUUUCCUGUCUCCCUUCCCCAUUGACCCCCCAAAAUUGAAGAGCUGAUUCUCUCCAGGGAAAAGUGACAGAGGCAUCUUAUGUCUUGAGCCAGGGGACAACAGAGAGCAUUCACGACUCGGUCUGCCCUGUCACACCCAAGACCCUGCUGGGUUCAAUGCCCCGAUUGUCCCCAGCAGAGCAAGGCGUCCACUCUCUGCUGUGGUCACCACCCCUGCCGCCUGCCUUGCUGUCGCCAUCAUCACCGUCUUCAGUUCCAGAAUCUGACAGGGAGACCCAGGAAUCUGAAUUUUUAAAAAUCCUCCCUGGUGCUACUGAGGUUCAACAACUCUGUAGACAACUGACCUGUCCAGUGGGGACAUCUCCACUCUCCUGUCCUGCUGGGAAAUGUCCGGCAACGGGCCCCACCGCCCGGGCCCCGCUGACCAUGAACAAGAUGAAGAACUUCAAGCGUCGUCUCUCCUUGUCCGUGCCGCGCACCGAGACCAUCGAGGAGUCCUUGGCCGAGUUCACAGAGCAGUUCAACCAGCUCCACAACCGGCGCAAUGAGGACCUGCAGCUUGGGCCUCUUGGCAGAGACCCCCAGCCGGAGUCCAGCACCUUCUCCCCGACGGACAGUGGGGAGGACCCUGGGCAGCUGUCCCCCGGCAUGCAGUACCGGCGGCAAAACCAGCGCCGCUUCUCCAUGGAGGACAUCAGUAAGAGGCUGUCUCUGCCCAUGGACAUCCGCCUACCCCAGGAAUUCCUGCAGAAGCUACAGCUGGAGAGUCCGGACCUACCCAAGCCGCUCAGCCGCAUGUCCCGCCGAGCAUCCUUGUCAGAUAUCGGCUUUGGAAAACUGGAAACGUAUGUGAAACUGGACAAACUGGGGGAGGGAACCUAUGCCACGGUCUUCAAAGGGCGCAGCAAGCUGACGGAGAACCUCGUGGCCCUGAAGGAGAUCCGGCUGGAGCACGAGGAGGGGGCACCUUGCACGGCCAUCCGAGAGGUGUCUCUCCUGAGGAACCUAAAGCAUGCCAAUAUUGUGACCCUGCAUGACCUCAUCCACACGGAGCGGUCUCUCACCCUGGUGUUUGAGUACCUGGACAGUGACCUGAAGCAGUAUCUGGACCACUGCGGAAACCUCAUGAGCAUGCACAAUGUCAAGAUUUUCAUGUUCCAGCUGCUCCGGGGCCUUGCCUACUGCCACCGCCGCAAAAUCCUGCACCGAGACCUGAAGCCGCAGAACCUGCUCAUUAGCGAGAGGGGGGAGCUGAAGCUGGCUGACUUCGGGCUGGCGCGGGCCAAGUCAGUGCCCACGAAGACCUACUCCAAUGAGGUGGUGACCCUGUGGUACAGGCCUCCUGAUGUGCUGCUGGGGUCUACCGAGUACUCCACCCCCAUUGAUAUGUGGGGCGUGGGCUGCAUCCACUACGAGAUGGCCACGGGGAGGCCCCUCUUCCCCGGCUCCACGGUCAAGGAGGAGCUGCACCUCAUCUUCCGACUCCUCGGGACCCCUACGGAAGAGACGUGGCCCGGCGUGAUGGCCCUGUCCGAGUUCAGAGCCUACAACUUCCCGCGGUACCUCCCGCAGCCACUCAUCAGCCAUGCUCCCAGGUUGGACACAGAUGGCAUCCACCUUCUGACCAGCCUCCUCCUGUACGAAUCCAAGAGUCGCCUGGCAGCAGAGGCAGCCCUGAACCACCCCUACUUCCGGUCUCUGGGAGAGCGUGUGCACCAGCUUGAAGACACGGCGUCCAUCUUCUCCCUGAAGGAGAUCCAGCUCCAGAAGGACCCGGGCUAUCGGGGCCUGGCCUUCCAGCAGCCAGGCCGAGGGAAGAGCCGGCGGCAGAGCAUCUUCUGAGCCGGGCCCACCCUGCUGCAGCCCCAGGGACGAAAGACGAGAGUUCUCGGAGAGCACGAGGACGGACAGGAGGGGGCCUGCAUGGCCCUGGGAGGACUGAGGAACAAGGGCUAAUGGCCGGCCCAGAAGACUUCUUGGCAGCCCUGCUGGCCACGGCUGUUUCCUCUUCCUGCUUCCCACAUGCCUCCCCUGUGGCCUUCUCCUCGACACCCACCCCUCUGUCGCUGGCCCCGGAGCUGGGCCUGAGCUGCUUUCCUGGGAGGAGAUGAGGGGCAGGGAGGGACCACCGACCCUUUCCCACCCCGAGGUGCUUGGGCACCAGUGUAGGACCCACAUGGACGGGAGAAUCCGGGUGCCCGGCUGAGCAGGGUGCACUGAAUGUGGGUCCUACCAUAGCUCCUGCCAGGGGCUGCCUGGCACACGUCACUCUCUUUCUUCCCCUCUGAGAGCAGAAAGCGCAGGGCACUUGUCUGGGACUCUGGAAUCCUGGGUGCUGUGGUGGGCGCCAAAACCCAGCCUCUACCUGGAGGGCAGGUGUCCCCAGAGCAGACCAGCCCUUCUCUACAUCCUCAGCCUGUCCCCAUUCCCUCUCCUGGCCAGAGGCCCCAUAUGCUGCUGGCUGCCCGGCUGAGUCCAGAGGCGGCCUGGUCCCACCAGCUGGCCCCUGCCCGCCCCCCAGCCUGAAUGGGAUUGCCUUAAAUCGGCAGGGGGUAGAGCAUCACUGCCCUUAGAGCUCUGACCCAAACUCCUACUUGUCCACCCUUCCCCAAGAGUGGCUCCUGCUUAACAUGCCUGGGCCCUGAAAACC
Molecule: messenger RNA, 2851 nt
Organism: Lontra canadensis (Northern American river otter)
Lineage: Eukaryota; Metazoa; Chordata; Mammalia; Carnivora; Mustelidae
Gene: CDK18
Product: cyclin dependent kinase 18
Exons: 17
Coding region: 358-2043 (561 amino acids)
Biological process (GO): protein phosphorylation
Cellular component (GO): nucleus; cytoplasm
Molecular function (GO): protein kinase activity; ATP binding
Source: RefSeq, a predicted model, not a curated record